Molecule: messenger RNA, 873 nt
Organism: Strongylus vulgaris
Lineage: Eukaryota; Metazoa; Nematoda; Chromadorea; Rhabditida; Strongylidae
Source: the annotation of a GenBank genome assembly
UUGCAUUCAGGUCGCAGAAUAGAGGAACUGUUCAAAAAAGGCGCUCUUGAAUGGCAGAAAGAUACUUGCAUUAACUUUUAUGAAAGUCCUAACGGUGAGGGCACAUCGAAAUAUACAUUAAAACUGGUUGAAAAACAUGUUUUUAAUCUUUGCAUGCAGGUUGGCAUAGCCGCGCACGAAAUUGGCCAUGCUAUCGGGAUGUUCCACACGCAAUCGAGACAUGAUCGUGACCAGUACAUUAUGCUUGACAUAAACAGCAUCAAGCCUGAUGGACUCGACCAAUUCGAUAAAGAGCCUCCAAAUAGAAAUGAGAAUUAUGGUAUUCCUUACGAUUAUGGCAGUAUUAUGCAUUACGGAUCUAGGAGUUUCUCAUAUAAUAAACAACGUACAAUGAUUCCAUAUGAUGACAGAUAUGUUGACACACUUGGCUCACCAUUCAUCUCCUUCUACGAACUACUUAUGAUGAACAUACACUACAAUUGCCUCGACAAGUGCAAAUCCAACCCCUCCGCGGCAAAAUGCUACAUGGGUGGCUUCCCACAUCCUCGCGAUUGCUCAAAAUGUAUCUGCCCAGGCGGGUAUGGCGGCAAAUUAUGCAACGAAAGGCCACAAGGAUGCGGUAAGAUUCUACAAGCCACUUCUACAUUCCAACCACUUGAAGACUCUGUGGGAUAUGAUCAUAUACAAAACACUAGAGACGCUAAAGACGAAUUCCUCAAAUGCAAUUACUGGAUACAGGCACCGCAAGGAAGAAGGAUUGAAGUGAAAUUUGUUAGCACGGAUGGAGUCGCUACUGAUGGAUGCUAUUAUGAUGGAGUUGAGAUAAAAGCACAAAAAGACCAGCGUUUAACUGGAUACAGGUAUCUACGCUAA